Molecule: messenger RNA, 207 nt
Organism: Blepharisma stoltei
Lineage: Eukaryota; Ciliophora; Heterotrichea; Heterotrichida; Blepharismidae
Source: the annotation of a GenBank genome assembly
AUGGGAAUUUUUGAGACUUUGAGGAAGAGAGUGUGGCAAGUGAGGAUGAUGAGAUGGACAGGAUAUUGCCUUUUAGCGCACACAGGAUAUAUAUGGUUCACUGAUCUUGCUUUGAUUAAAGCUUUUGAGCAAGAAGUAUUAGAGGAGCACGCAGAACUGGAGAAAAAAGUUGAAAAAGAAUACAAUAGGAUAAUAAGUGAGAAAUAA